Messenger RNA from Musa acuminata subsp. malaccensis (wild Malaysian banana), 2422 nucleotides. Its product is annotated as pentatricopeptide repeat-containing protein At1g79080, chloroplastic-like. The record is from RefSeq and is a predicted model, not a curated record. Gene Ontology annotation, molecular function: protein binding. NCBI's taxonomy places the organism in Eukaryota, Viridiplantae, Streptophyta, Magnoliopsida, Zingiberales, Musaceae.
UCGCUCGCCGCCGCCUCCCGCCGGCGUCUCCUCCUCAGGCCGUCCACCUCCUCCAAUCCGCAGCCACCUGCCCCUUCUCCUCCUCCUCUUUUUCUAGGGCCGAGGCUGCGCCGUCCAACGAGCAGGCCCCUGCAGCAGUGACGGAGCAGCUCGGUGGUGCUAGUGCCGAACCGCGUCCUCUGACGGGCUCGACGUCGUCGGACGGAGGAGGUCGGGGAAGGAGAAGAGAGAGCGACGGGCCAGAUCGCGGCGCACGUGCCUAGCUAAAAGCAUUGGUUGGUGACGAAGCACUUCGGGAUUUGGAUGUGGGAGGCCGUUGCUCUGCAUCACCUUCAUCCCGAAGCAGUGAGCAUGGGAAGAGUUUGAUGCGUGAACAGAGAUUUUGCUUGAGAGAGAACCUGUAGGGUCAUGUCAUCCCGUCUUCAUUCCAUCCCACCCACUGCCAGAAGCAAGCCAUGCUUCGUCUCCCAUCUGCCGGACCUCCCCACUCUUUCCCUCAACAAGUGUUUUUCUAGGGUCUUAGCAUACACUCCCAUCACCAUACUCCCCAAAGAUGCAACCUUUUCGCUUCCCAACCGGAGGAACGGGAAGAAUGAGUCAAGAACCAGGGAGCUCAGGCUCCAGGAGGCCUUCGUGCAUUUGGAGUACAUGGUGGGGAGAGGGCACAGGCCCGACGCAACCCAGGCCUCGCAGCUCUUGUACGAUCUUUGUAGAUCAAAUAAGAUUCGGAAGGCCAUUCGCGUCAUGGAAUUGAUUAUCAGAUCAGGGAGCACUCCUGAUUCAUCCACAUAUACUUUUUUAAUCAAUCAGUUGUGUAAGAGGGGGAAUGUUGGGUAUGCCAUGCAGCUGGUCGAUAAAAUGCAUGAGUAUGGUUGCCCGCCGUCUACGAUCACGUACAAUUCUUUGGUUAGGGGCCUUUGCAUCCAUGGGAACUUGCAGCAAAGUUUGUGGCUUUUGGAUCGACUAGUGCACAAGGGAUUGGUUCCAAAUGUGUUUACUUACUCAUUCUUGCUAGAAGCAGCAUACAAGGAAAGAGGGGUGGAUGAGGCAGUGAAGCUAUUGGAUGAAAUUGUUGAAAAGGGUGGGAGGCCUAAUUUGGUUAGUUACAAUGUUUUGCUUACAGGGUUUUGCAAGGAGGGUAGAUUGGAAGAGGCAAUGUGCUUCUACAGAGAGUUGCCUUCCAAAGGGUUUAGCCCUAAUGUUGUUACCUACAACAUCUUGUUGCGGAGUCUGUGUUACGAAGGGCGGUGGGAGGAGGCAGAGGAGCUUUUAGCUGAAAUGGGUGAUAGAAACCGUGCUCCAAGUAGUAUCACAUACAAUAUAUUGAUAGGGUCGCUUGCCCAUCAUGGUCGAACUGAGCAAGCACUCGACUUGUUAGAAGAGAUGGCAAGAAAUGGGUAUAAGCCUGUAGCUGCUAACUAUAACCUGAUAAUUGCCCAGUACUGCAAGGAGGGGAAACUGGACAUGGUGCUCAGGUGCCUGGACUUGAUGAUGCAGAGGCAUUGUAAUCCUAAUGAGGGGACUUAUAAUGUGAUUGCUGUGCUUUGUGAGGAGGAGAAGGUGGUAGAGGCAUUUUCCAUAAUCAAUACCGUGGCAAAUAAGCAAAAUGCUUCCAUGCAUGACUUCUACAGAAAUGUUAUAUCGUUCUUGUGUAAGAAAGGAAAUACUUUUGCAGCUUUCCGGUUACUAUAUGAGAUGACAAAACAUGGAUUUACUCCAGAUUCUUACACCAAUUCAUCCUUGAUCAAAGGUCUUUGUAUGGAGGGCAUGUUGGGUGAGGCUUUUAAGGCUUUUGAAGUGAUGGAGGAACAUGGUAACAAGCCUGAUAUUGACAACUACAAUGCACUUAUUCUUGGAUUGUGCAAGGCUCGGCGGACAGAUCUAUCAUUUGAUAUUUACAAGACAAUGAUUGAAAAAGGUUACGUACCUAACGAAACGACAUAUGCAAUUCUAGUGGAAGGAAUUGCUCAUGAGGAUGAGGUAGAUUUAGCUGCAGAUGUUUUGAAGGAGUUGUAUCUGAGAGAUGCUGUGAGUAAGAAUACCAUGGAGAGAAUCUCUAUCCAGUAUGAUUUUGAAUAGUUUCUUGUAUAUGAUUUCGCAAUUUAAGAAAUUAAAGAAGGUACACAGAACUUUGGUAAAUGGCCCUCAGUUGGCCAAUGGAUGCCAUAUUCUGCCAGUUGAGUAAUGAACAGUAGCAUGAAGAACAACUUUCUAGCUAUUACUUGUAUCUUUCAUACUUAUCUGGAUACAACCAUCACAUUUAAACAUGUUUCUGUUUCUAUGUUGGACAAUCUCUUGAGUCCAGUUGUGUCCAUGCUUAUAUGGAUUUGCUUAUUAUUAUUUGUUGCACAUUCUUUUUUGCUCAGGUGGAUGUUUUUGCAUUCCUGGGUUUGGUUUAGAUGUUGUCAUUUCCAUGUGCAAA